Messenger RNA from Ostreococcus lucimarinus CCE9901, 534 nucleotides. RefSeq lists its product with no specific name. Gene Ontology annotation, cellular component: cytoplasm. The record is from RefSeq and is a predicted model, not a curated record. Gene Ontology annotation, biological process: iron ion transport; intracellular iron ion homeostasis. The annotation marks the transcript as partial. NCBI's taxonomy places the organism in Eukaryota, Viridiplantae, Chlorophyta, Mamiellophyceae, Mamiellales, Bathycoccaceae. Gene Ontology annotation, molecular function: ferric iron binding; ferrous iron binding. The transcript has a single exon.
CAAUCGGUGGAGUACUCGUUCGCGAGGAGCGGAUUCGCCAACGAGUGCGAGCUCGCGCUCAACGCGCAAAUCAACGUCGAGUACAACGUGUCGUACAUCUAUCACGCGAUGUGGGCGUAUUUCUCGAGAGAUAACGUCGCGCUGAAGGGAUUCGCGGAACACUUCAAGCGCGAGGCGCUGGAGGAGCGCGAGCACGCGGAACAGUUGAUGGAAUACAUGAAUCUGCGCGGCGGGCGCGUCGAGCUGCAGCAACUGUUGCCGCCGCAGAGCGAGUACGAUCAUCCGGAGAAGGGAUGCGCGCUGUACGCGCUCGAACUGAGCCUGAGCUUGGAAAAGUUAAACAACGAUAAGCUGUGCGAGCUGCAUCGCGUGGCGGACGACGCCGGGGACGCGCACAUGUGCGAUUUUCUCGAGGGCGAGAUGCUCGCGCCGCAGGUGGAGAGCGUUCGCGAGGUGAGCGAGAUGGUCGCCACGCUCCUGCGCAUGGGUCCGCCGGGCGACGGCAUGGCGGCCUGGCACUUUGAUCAAACUUUA